CAAACAGCAACAACAAACUAUCCCAAGAGCACGCCAAGAGCAACCCCAACAAGAGAACUAACCCAGAGAAUAGUAACGGUGCAAACGCAAGCAACAACUACACCGAGAACCGAAAAUCUCAGAGAUAUAAUAUUGAUGAUCCAGGAGCCAGCACGAGUACAGGCAACAACAUACGAGGAAGUGCAGAGCGACGUGAGAACCGCUGGCGAGAGAACCUUAUCGUCCAAUUGCAAUUGCUCGCGGAUGAGAACAGAGCCAACGGCGACGACGAAGGAUUUACCACGGUCGACAACGGCUUUAACGUGCACAACCAUACCGAUCGUUAUAAAUACGCAUCCCAAUCCGAGAAUAAUCUUGAUCAAGGUGCCCAAUCGAAGCAGCAGCAACAACAGCAGCAGCAACAGCAACAUCAACAACAACCAAAACCACACCUGCAACAGCAGCAACAGCAACUGCAGCAGCAGCAACAACACGUGCAACCGGGCAGAGUUAACAGCGCCUCGAACUCGGCUAAUAAGAAUACCCUUUUUACCAGGGUCGGUACCAACACCGCCAUCAACGAACCAGGCUUUGCCUACGGCGAGCUCUUUAGUAAGCUCUACAACUUCGGCGACAGCAUCCCGUAUCGCGACGCAAACCUUGCCAGCGACUGGGACAAUAUACCCAACAGAGAGGUACUUGAGCAGUUCAGAGUCGCAGAAAAACCAAGUCGCGAUCGACCCGAAAAUAGGUCCACCGACAACGGUGAAUCAAACGGUCCAGGUUUCGAGCCACCAUCAGCAGCAGCCACAAACGUUGGCUUCAAUGGCUGGUGUAGAACUGACAGGUGCCGACAUGCUGUCCCACCAGGAUAUGAGUGGAGCAAUGCCUACUGCUACAGUUGAAGAGAUAGAUGUUCCGGUGUUCAUUGAUGAAUACCUGCAAAACAUAGAAGCAUCGUCGUCAACGAGCUGCAGCAGCAAAACAGAGGAAAACGGAAAAGAGAUUUGUAGUGAGACGGAUAUAUUUGACUUUGACUUUGAUAUAAACUUGAUUGCCGAGGAUCUCAUUGAGCGGAAGGAAAUGAAUCAGUGCAGUCAGGAUAUGGAUAUCAACAACAGCGACAACAUCAACAACAACUUUACAUACAUGGAUGAACUACAGUUUCCAUUGGACGAGGGAGGAGAGGAGAUGACACUUGACGUCAGCUCAAUGUGCAACGGCAUCGAAUUUUCAACCGAGGAUGAGCCCGAUCUGUUGAUCAGCUCACAGAAUCCCAUGUUCCCCUGCUACUCGCAGGGCUCCGAACUACCCUCCAGUCAAACAAAAUGCUUCCACGAGUUACCAUUGUUGGCUGACGAGAAUAGCUUGGAGACCACCAACUACUAUGGCUCUAGCCAGGCUUCACUUGGCUUCGGCCUCGGGCUCGGCCAGCUGGAGCUUUCUAGCGAGGGAGUUAGUGUCGUCUGCCAAGAAGCCACAACCUCCACACAGUGCCUGGGCGUUAAACGCUCAGCUGCUGCCGCUGGCCUAAUGCCCAUUAUCGAUUCGAUGCCACCAAAACGCAGUAACCUUAUACUUAAUAUCAACAAGUCGCAUGUUCACCAACCAGAAAUCGUCAACACACCUGAUAUAAUCGAGCAAGUUCUCAAGUUGAGUGAGCAAAACCAAGCGACUAGCUUCACCACCCAGGAUAAGAUUUAUGAGGAUCUGCGCAGCACCGAGGAGAACACCACCUUCAGUGACACUCAAGACUUCUCAGCGCCAAAUACACCAUACAGCGCUUACUCCGUCAGCACCUCCACCACCUCCAAUGCACCCACCUGCCUUACCGGCUUCGCCGGCCUCAUCACCGCUCCAGUAUCGCCUGCAUUUUCAACAGCCAGCACAUCUCAGUUCAGUUCCGCCACAUCGAACAACAACGGCACCAAGCGUAAGCGCGGUCGUCCUGCCAAGGAGCAUGCCGAUGGCCCCGAUCCCGAAUUGAUGUCGAGACUGCAAGGUGAUGAGCUUAAACUGUAUCAGGAUCGCCUUAAGAACAACGAGGCGAGUCGCGUUUCCCGUCGGAAGACGAAGAGUCGCGAGGAUGCUGAGAAACUGGAGGAGGAGAAUUUGCUGACUAUUUCCCGAGAUCUUACUGCCAUUCUACAAAAGGUUGAGGCUGACAAGAAGAUGCUCGAACACCAUCUUAUGCAAAUGCACCACCGCAAUAGCACUUAUGUCAAGCCCGAACCGGAGCACUAAGAUUCUCAGAAACACCCAAGCGUGUUGCCAUAGUAGUCAAACUGUCGUACCUCCUCUCUCAUGUCGCAUAUUGCGACACAUUACUUUAGAUGUAAACUAGUGUGUAAUCCAAUGUAAAGUUAGUAUUGAUGUCGAAGUCGCUGCAUGACGUGGCACCCCCGAUACGGGGUGCCACACAAAAAAUGAUGAACUACCAACAAGAUCAAAUCAAUUUCGGGAAAAUUGAUUAAAAACAAACAACCCCCACAUAUGUUAUAGACACUUAUUGUAGUAAUUAUGCAUACUUACAAAAUGCGCCACAAAUUCAAUGGAAUGCGCGAGAUUUUUUUAAAAAUUCUUUUAAACACAUUUUUUUUAAUAUUACAUGAUUUUUAUUACGUUUGCAAUUGUCAAAUUUUAACCACAUGUUUCUAUUCAUACUUAUGUUUUAUGUAUUAAUUGUAAUCCACUUAAUAUUGCGCUCAAUGCGAAAUGCAAGCGAUUAAUUACAAUUAUUAUUAUAAAUACAAUGUAUACCCAUAUAUCAUGAAAAUGAACACAAAAAUUGUUACAAUCAAAAAAAGAAAAAACCAAAAAACCCCACAAAAAAAGAAAACAUUGUUGAGAAUGCAUAAAUAUAUAUUCCAGUUAUUUUAAGAAUUACAUUUAUAUAUG
Messenger RNA from Drosophila nasuta, 2877 nucleotides. It is a transcript of the gene Xrp1, whose product is annotated as transcription factor Xrp1. Bases 136 to 2223 code for a protein of 695 amino acids. NCBI's taxonomy places the organism in Eukaryota, Metazoa, Arthropoda, Insecta, Diptera, Drosophilidae. The record is from RefSeq and is a predicted model, not a curated record. The transcript has 3 exons.